Molecule: messenger RNA, 744 nt
Organism: Pediculus humanus corporis (human body louse)
Lineage: Eukaryota; Metazoa; Arthropoda; Insecta; Psocodea; Pediculidae
Exons: 3
Coding region: 1-744 (247 amino acids)
Source: RefSeq, a predicted model, not a curated record
AUGUUAGAAAAAAUGGAAAAAGAUUUACUCCCCACAUCAACGGAAUGUUUAAAAUUUAUUUUCAAUAAUGUUAAUAAAUCGUAUAGGAAAUUUCAAAAUACGAAAUUGUAUCUAAUUUUAACGAAAACAACACAACCCGCACACAUAGCAAUCAUGUUAGCUGGUUUAUUAAUUGUAUCAUCAUUGCAAACGACAAAAAAUUUAAAUAAUAAUAAUAAUAAUAAUAAUAAUAUUUUAUUUAAAUUUAUUUAUGCGUCAACAACGGCUGCACAUUUUGGAUCUCAAAUAUGGAUGACCUUUGCUUCAGGUCUCUCCCUGUAUUUUUCACUACCUCGACACCAUUUCGGCGAAGUGCAAAAAGUAUUAUUCCCGUUGUAUUUCACCCUGACAAGCAUUCUUAGUUUAAUCACGUUGUUAGCACAUCUUCAAUUAAAAACAAACAGUAUACAAACGACAAUCAUACUCACGAUUAGUUUUCUAAUAGAAUCGUUCGUAAGGUUGUACCUGUGCGAUCCACUGGUUAAACUCAUUUGUUUGAAAAACGAUAUGGAAGCCGAACACGGUUUAGGUAUGGAAAUCGGUAAACUUUCAAACGAUUCCUCGCUUUUCCAAUCUCUCGACUAUAUAAAAAUUCAUAAUAAAUUUAGACGUCUUCACAUGUUAAUCGCCAUGUCUAAUAUCCUUUGUAUUAUGUUUUCAAUUGUUCAUUUAUACAUAGCCGUUUCCGACGUUAAUUUUAAUUAA